Molecule: messenger RNA, 4760 nt
Organism: Ostrea edulis (European flat oyster)
Lineage: Eukaryota; Metazoa; Mollusca; Bivalvia; Ostreida; Ostreidae
Product: WD repeat-containing protein 20-like
Exons: 5
Coding region: 25-1755 (576 amino acids)
Molecular function (GO): protein binding
Source: RefSeq, a predicted model, not a curated record
CUGUCAACCUCAAAACUCACAAACAUGGCGUCGCAGAGUGAGGGUGGAGGAAAAGACGAAAUAAAAGAAGAGUUUACAACUCGAGAAGGAACUUAUAAAUUAAUGCAAUGGUCCGAAUACACUAAACCCACUCGUGUGCCAUUCAAUGGACAAUCAAACACUCCCGUCAGGGCCUCAUUCAUUAAUGUUGGUGAUGAUUCUUCGCCUGACAGAAUAUGUUUUAACAUUGGAAGAGAACUUUACUUUUAUGUUUAUAAAGGAGUUAAAAAGGCUGCAGAUCUUACAAAACCAGUUGACAAGAGACUGUACAAAGGCACGUUCCCAACAUGCCAUGACUUCAACAAAAUGUUGGUGAGCAGCGAGUCUGUGCGGCUGUUGGUUGGAUUCACUGCAGGACAGAUACAGCUGAUUGACCCUAUCAAAAAAGAGCUGGGCAAGCUUUUCAAUGAGGAGAGAUUGAUAGACAAAUCCAAGGUUACCUGUAUAAAAUGGAUUCCAGGCCAGCCAAAUCAGUUUCUAGUGUCACAUGCUAGUGGACAGCUGUAUGUGUACAAUGAGGAGCUCCCCUGUGGGCCUACUCCACCCACGUAUCAACCAUUCAAACAGGGAGAUGGCUACUCCAUACACACAUGUAAAACAAAAAGUACACGCAAUCCAUUAUACCGAUGGGUGAUUGGACAAGGUGCAAUAAAUGAAUUUGCGUUCUCUCCAUGUGCUAGGUAUUUGGCAGUUGUAAGUCAGGAUGGAUUCCUGCGAGUCUUUCACUAUGAUUCAAUGGAGCUUGUUGGGUCAAUGAGAAGUUAUUUUGGGGGUCUAUUGUGUGUGUGCUGGUCACCUGAUUCCAAGUUUAUUGUGAUUGGAGGAGAAGAUGAUUUGGUAACUGUUUGGUCUUUCUAUGAGAAAAGGGUUGUGUGUCGAGGACAAGGGCAUAGGUCAUGGGUCAAUGUUGUAGCCUUUGACCCAUACACCUCAAUCAUCAAUAGUGACGACAGUGAAUUGCAUAAUGGUACCAAGUUGGAAGAUGUUAAAUCGACUGUUGCGAAUGGCAACCAGUCUAAUCAUCAGAGAAAUUCAGCUGACCUUUCCCAGAAUUCUCUGCAGAGUUCUGGGUCAUGUAUUACAACUUACAGGUUUGGAUCAGUGGGUCAAGACACAAUGUUGUGCUUGUGGGAUUUAACAGAAGAUGUGAUAAAACAACCAGUAAGUACCAGAACCAGGACCAGUAUACUAAUAUCCAAUCCAAACUCGGUAUCUGCAACAUUACCUCGAUGUAACAAUGUCCAAAAAACAAACUUGCUUGUAGGCAAUGAUGUUUCUAUGGAUGGAAAUGCCCAUCCUGUUGGAAAUUCUGUGAUGGCUAAUUCAACACAUCGCUUUGCAACCCUUUCAUUGGGAGAAAGGAAAGAAAUUACUGAAAAGAAGGAACACAAAAGAAAUUUUAGUUUAUCUAGUAAAUCUAGUGAGAAAAACAAUGUGCUAAAAUCAAAUCAUAUGAAACACAUAGAUGAAUCAAUUAAAGUGUUAGGAACAUCAUCUUGUCCUCGCUUAGAUGAAGUACCAUUACUAGAACCAUUAGUGUGCAAGAGAAUCACUAGUGAACGAUUAACGGAAUUAGCAUUCCGAGAGGAAUGCAUCGUCACUGCCUGCCAGGAAGGAGUUGUGAACACAUGGGCCCGUCCCGGCAAAGUGGCCCUGACACAGCAUACAGCUCUUAGUCCACAGACUUCAACUGGAGAAAUGUACCCUGUACAGUGAAGACCUGAUGAUGACCCCUCUGUGACCCCUGCUCUACUGCAUCAUCACCCAACUCUUGCUGUGCCAUUGGAGGGCAGAAAACCAGUCCAAAGAACCAGUCUUAACCUCCUGGUGGUCAUUACUUCCUCACAUAUCAAGAUCCCAAUCAACUGACCACAUCAUCUUGGAUGCUUCCAGUCAUCACCAUACUCACAACAUUCUUGACCUUGCAUUAUCUCAAUCCAGCUCUAACUGCAGCUAAAGAAAAUAACCGUAUUGCAGAAUUUCCAGUGCUAUAUGUCUGUUUACUUUUAGGUUUUGCAUUUUAAAACAUCUAUAGUGACCAAAACUCUUGCAUGUAUAUUAUGUGAGCAAAAAGAAAUUUUUAGCAGAUUUUGAAUUUUUUUGCUUGAGUCUUUUAAUUUUAUCACAGGAGAUGCAUGAUGUUUUUCUGAAUUAAUAAUCCUGCAACAAAAUGCCUUAUUUAUAUCAGUGAGAGUCAAGCCUUUUGUGUCAGAAUUAAACUACGAAUGAGAUGCAUUUUGUUAAAAGGGGGUACAAAUGAGUUCAAAUUAUUCCAUAUUUACUUGGCAUUUAAAUUUUCUCUGUAAAUUAUUUCUUACGGAGUACAUUUACAGAGACAGAAUAUCACUACAUGUAUGUUUUUGUUUCAUUGAUAUUUCUAAUUGUCAAAUUUUAUAGUUUAUGUGAAGAACACAUUUUCAGAUAUAUUAAUUUAUGGACUGCUACCCUUCAUAUUAAAAGCAAAAUUGUGCUUUGAUGAUCCCUUCAUCAUCAAACCUUGAAAAUGCUUGAUGACUGAUUAUAAAACUAUAGUAUUUAAUUAUUGAUAAUGUUUUAUAAUAGUGUGUUGUUCGGUUUUGUUUUUGUUAUAUGAAUUCAAAGUUAAAUAAGUAAAUAAGGUCAAGAUCUAGUAAUUACUCAUUUUAAAUGUUGUAAAUUCUUUUCUCAAUGCCAUUUUAUUUUACUUUUUGUAAGAUUAGCGCUUUCAGCAAGGCUUCAGAAAAAUGUCAGCAAAUCUAUGCUUUAUACUGUCUGCACUCCGUAAUUGGUGUGAAAAUCCUGCAUAAAUUAAGAUUAAAUAUUUCUGGAGUGCCUAAAUAUUUUUAUUAGAAGAUGUGAUUAAUAUUGAUUGAAUUGAAAAAAAUUAAAUUCUAUGCGAUUCAGUUGAUACCUUAAAGAAUGAAAAAAGACAUCACAAAAAGCCUGCCUUUUAAAUAACCUUUUUAGUGACUUGUACUUGAUCCUGGUCCUAAUAGCACUAAGUUCACCAAAUUAUUAGGAAAUUUGGUUAGAAAAUUAUAAAAUAACUUUUAUUGUUCUUCAUCUUGUUAUUGAUUAUCAUGUACAAUGUGUGCUCAAAGAUAGCACCCCUUGCACAUCAGUCAUUAUUUUAUUACAAAAGCAAACUUCCUCCUUGUUAGCUGAUUUACUUAGAUUUUACUCUACCUAAAGUAGGAAAUGUAGAAGUUUCAUAUAGACAUUUUGAUAAAAGAAUAAAGAGAUAAAAUAAGGAAUUUAGUGGAAAUAAGGUAUGUUUCCUUUUCAAGAAAAUUGUAUCUGGUAGUAUAGGAUGUGUCUCAAUUGUGUCAAAUUUAUAAGUUAACAUUUCAUUAGGGUAUGAACUGCAAGUUGACAUCACACAUGGAACUCUAUUAGCAUCUAAAACUCAACUCAAGUUGUUUUUUUUGUGUUCAUAUGAAAGUGUUUCUGUCACAGGAAAUAAUUUUUAAAAUAGUUACUGUAGUGAAGAAUAAAUAGUUUACAAAGGUGGUCUUUUGUGGGUAUAAAAAAUUGUAUUGUAAUCAGAUUAUAUAGUAUGUAAUCCAUAUAUAUAUGUACACAAUUUUAAAACAUUUAUCAGUUUAUUAUAUUCCAGAUUAUAUCUGAUAAAGAGAAAUCCUCUCCCUCUUCCGUAGUGCAAUACAAUAUUUUAUAUACUUUUAAGAAAAAGUGCUUCAAUUUAGAGACCAAAACGAUGUUCUUUCACAUAUAGUGAUUAUUCCCUCAUAAAUACAGUGUAGUUUGGAUGUAGUUUGGAAAUUUUUAGUGUGAGAAGUAAAUUAAUAUUUGAAAUUUAUACUUCUAAAAAGAAGAACAAUACUUUUUCAAGGAUGAAAGAGAUAUAUAGAUAUCUCUAUGUGAGUGUGUGUGUUCUAUAGACAAAUCUGGGUGUCUCAAGUUUUAAGCAACGAGUUGUAGAAAUAGCACACAUCAUAGCUUUUAAUCAUUAUAAACGUAUACAGAGCGGGUGUUGAUUUUUCAAUGAAUCUUUUAGCGUCAGUUCUUGUUUAUUUGUUGUUUCUGAAAUGUUGACUGUGAUAACCAUUGUAUAUAUUAAAAGGGCCAUAUUGUUGGAAGUGCUUGUUGGAAUAUGUUGGUGAUUCUGUGUGGUUCAGUAUUUUUAAUAUUUAAGUCACAGGUGAUAAAUUAUGAGAUAUUAAGUCCAUAUCUAUUACUAGUAUUUAAGAAUACAUGAAUUGAUAAAAGCAAGUUGAAUUUAAUUAAGAUAUCCAUCAUGCCUGAUUGAACAGAGUAUGGAGCUCUUCAAUAGUUGGAAGGGAGAAAUAUAUACAAGUUAGAUAUUUGAAAUGGGUAUUUGAUUUCAUAAGAUGCAGUUCACAUUUAAACUGUCAUAUAAAGUUGUCAGGACACAUCAUGGACUACGGUAGUUAAUCUCUGAAAAGUUUGCAGAUUAGAAGGCAGUAUAUUUUCUCUUUCAAAAUUAUUUUAUAUACUUUCUAGUAUUUCACUCGAUGUGCUUUUGAUUUUUGCUUUAUUGACUUAAUGUCCAAAGUUAUUUUUCUAUCAGAAGUGAAGAGAUGUUGAUGGUUAAUGACUAGAUGGAGAUUUUGUAUCCAUUUAUAUGCGAAGACUUUCCCUACAACUCCCUACUCUGAAGUGGGUCAUUUCUCUAAUUGUAAUGAAUGGUCUUUCAGAUUUGUUAACAUUUAGUCACUUAUUCUUUUCAACAAAUUAAAAAAAAAAAGAAAUAUAUCAAUGUU